Molecule: messenger RNA, 4764 nt
Organism: Oryzias melastigma (Indian medaka)
Lineage: Eukaryota; Metazoa; Chordata; Actinopteri; Beloniformes; Adrianichthyidae
Gene: asb11
Product: ankyrin repeat and SOCS box containing 11
Exons: 6
Coding region: 1307-2260 (317 amino acids)
Biological process (GO): protein ubiquitination; intracellular signal transduction; positive regulation of protein catabolic process
Molecular function (GO): protein binding
Source: RefSeq, a predicted model, not a curated record
GCGACAGACUGGUGACCUGUCCAGGGUGUACGCCUUCGCCCAUCAGUAGCCGAGAUAAGCUCCCGCGACCCCGAAAGGGAAGAAGAUGGAUGGAUGAGGGCAGGGAUUGUACCUUUAGAACAUUAUCUGCAGCCUUAGAGCCAUUCGGGUCGUCUUCUCAACAAUAACCCAGUAGGAGCCACAAAGUUGGCUUCACCUUUUAGAAAAAAAAAGGAUUUCUAUUUUUGUUAGUCUUACUAUUACAAUAAGUUAAAAUUAUCUACUGUUUUUCAUUGGUACAAAUAAAAUAUAAAGUGGAAAAAAACAUUUUAAUCUAUAAUCUAUAAAUCUAUCCAAACAACUAAAAUUAAAUUGAGCUAUUUAAGUGACCCGUACCAUAUUUAUUUAAUCAUAAAGCACGCCUAAAAUUCUUUAACUACUUCAGUAAUUAGAAAAUCUAGUUUAUAAUCUGGUAAAACUUAUUGACCUUCAAGUACUUUUUUUUUAUUUUAAUGAAACAAAAUUUUUUUUUAAAUGUUUUAGCUUGACCUUUUAAAUCACAUCCAAACCAUUUGAUGGAUUCCUGGAGCAUUAUGGGUACUGUAGUCCAGUGCUUCAUGGAGGCCUUCAACUGUUAGUGAAUAAAAAAGUGAGUUGAAUAAAGUUAGUUUUCUUUACUGUCUUCAACUUUGCUCACCAAAAUCUUAUUUUAGAGUAACUUCUUAAAAUUAAAAACUGAUUUAAAAAAAAAAAAAUCAGAGUCACAAUGGAGGGAUAAAGAACCACAUGUGGCUCCGGAGCCUCGGGUUGCAUAGACCUCUGAUCUGGACUAACAAUGGUGGUUUGCAUAUUUUUUAUUGUUUGUGAUUGACACUUUAUAAGAGAAUACCUUUUUUUAAAGGAGAUUUAUAUGUAACUGAGAAAAAAACGAAUAGAUUUUUAAUUUUACGGAAGUUUCUAUGUCUUAGUUUUAGAUUUUUUGUCAUAUAUUGCGUUUUUAGUAUUUGCAGUAACGUAGUUUGUGAACAAGUUUCUUAUUUUUUUAAACAAAACUCCCACAUUUGUUCUUACAUUGACAAAAAAAACAAAGAAAAGGUGGUUUAAGUUGGAAAAUUCCUUUCAUUGCUUGUUGAAAAUGCAUGUUUGGGAGCAUUUCAGCUUCUUUUGUCAUGCAGAUCCAGAGUUUUUUGUGUUUACUGACGAGGGGAUGUGGGGGAAGUCACCAGAGAAGCUGAUAAGAGGGGAAUGAAGGCCAGCUUCAGGUUUGUGGAGUCUGGGAGAGUUGCAGCAGUUUGUGGAGGAUUCUGCCUUUGCUGUAUCUUAAACAAUGGCUGCAGUGCGAACAGAAGCGUCCGUGUGGUCACAGCAGAAUCCACUCCACAUCUAUGGAGGUCUGACGUGUAACUUAUUGAUGGCUGACUCGUGGUCGGACAGAAGUCCUCUCCAUGAAGCGGCGUCCCAGGGCAGACUCCUCCUCCUCAGGUCACUCAUCGCACAGGGCUUCCAUGUGGACACCCUCACCAUGGAUGGGGUGUCUUCCCUCCAUGAGGCUUGUCUUGGGGGUCAUUAUAACUGUGCCAAGCUCCUGCUGGAAAGCGGCGCAAAGGCAGACGUAGCAUCAGCAGAUGGCGCCACACCUCUCUUCAACUCCUGCAGGAGUGGCAGUGCUGCUUGUGUUGGGCUCCUCUUGCAGCAUGGUGCAUCCGUUCACAGCACACACCAGCUGGCUUCCCCCAUGCACGAGGCUGCAGUAAAAGAUCACAGAGAGUGUCUGGAGCUGCUGCAGGCCUGUGGAGCUCAGAUUGACACAGAGCUGCCAGAGGUGGGAUCCCCACUUUACUGUGCCUGUGGAGCAGGAGCUGCUGGCUGUGUGGAGAUGCUGCUGCUGGCAGGUGCAGAUGUUGGCGUUGGAUGUGGGCGGGACAGUCCUCUACACGCCGCCGUUCGGAGAGGAGAUCCAAGUGUGGUGCAGCUUCUGCUGGACUUUGGAGCAAACAUGUUUCACAGAAACUCAGAAGGACAGACUCCUCUGGAUCUGUCAGCGCCAAACAGCUCGGUUCGAUUCGCACUGCAGAGAAGAAGAGGUGUGUCCAGAAAUGUCAUCCCCAAACUGUUUUUGGUUUAUUUAACAGCAGCCUCCUCUCCCCUCUGCUUAGGUCCCUCCUCUCUGUCUCAGCUGUGUCGCUUCUGCAUUCGUCAAAGUCUUGGACGGAGUCGUCUGCACCGAGCCCCCAGCCUUCCUAUGCCUCACAGGAUCCAAGACUUCCUCCUCUACCGCUGAUGGAUUCAUAGCCCCACCACCUUUUGUCUCUGCUAUUGACCUCCAAAUUUGAAAAACAAUCUAAAUUUAUCAAAAUACAAGAUCAGUCAACCAUGGAUUUAAAAUAUCAUUAAAACUGCAGCCAAAUAUUUUUAGCAACAUCUUCAGGAUGCUAUGAAAUGCCUCUUUUAUUCACAGGUUUUGUGUACCGCUAUAAAAGCUUUUGUGGCUCCACAGGGAGCAGAGUGAGAAAUCAGAGUCUCUUGAAAAUGAGGGCAACAAGACCUGAAAAAAUAAAAACAUAACAAAAAACAAGAUUGGCUGCAGAGAUGAAGAUGUGAGGUUAUCAAGCUUCUGCAGCCGCCAUGGCCGCGAGCAGAACGGAAAUGAUUAUCGGAUGUUUUUACAGAUAAUAUUUGUGAAACCCGUUCUUACUGAGAAAACAAAAACAAUGUCUUUUAAAUUUACUUUACAUAACAGACGGUAAAAAUAGUAUGUGACACAUAUUCAUCAAGCAAGAAAUUGAAAGAUUAUUCCGGAUGAAAGUCAAUGAAUUCUGCAUUCCUAUAGUUGUCAAUUUUCCUAAACCACAACAGUCCCUGAACUCACCAUUACAUUUGACAAUCCCACUGUAUUUAGUAAAGUUUUCUUUUAAAAUUUAACAUGAAAGUUUAAAAAAGUUGUGAAGUUAAGAGUUAUGAUUCAUAACUGUGAUACUCCUUGAAAUAAAUCCUUUGCACAUUGUGUGUAGUUUAGCUGUUUUUUAAAGAGAUUUUUCUUAUUUUUUGACCUUGUCUGUUUUUUUAUUGUUCUCGUUUGAUCUUUGUUAUGUGACAUAAAAGCUGAUCUCAAUUUUUGUGAAUUUUGCAGUAAAAAAAGAUAAAACAGCUACUUGGAAUUGACUUUUUUUACACAGUGUCAGGUUUAUUGUGCAAUAUAUUCAAAACUAUGUCUGUAAAAAACUAAGCUGGGGUUGUACUAAAAAAAAUGUACAUUAAGAAUGACCACAAAAACAGUUUUAAAUGUUUUAUAUCAUGCAAUCCAUAAGCCUUUCAGAGUAAACUAUAUCAAAAUAUAUGAUGAUAUAAUACCUUUAGCACACUAAAGAAUGAAUUAUUUGUGAAAUAUGAGUCAUUUUCAAAGUUAAAGAUAAAUAAUUAGAGCAGAUUGUAAAGUAAAAAAAAACAUAAAAAAAUACAAACUAAUGGUUUUAAUGGCCUAUUUAAGGGGUGGGCAAACUUUCUGACUUGUGGGCCACAAGAUGUGUGGGAUGUUUUGGUAAUCCACCUUAAAAGAGAAAGAGUCAACAUCAAAUCUGGAGGAAAACAUGUUCUAGUUUCGAUUUCAACUAAUUUAGAACAUUUUGGAGAUUUUUAUUAACUUUAUUUCUUAUUUUAGUGCCAAUUGCAGCAACGGUUUGAUGCUCUGGAAGGAAAACUGUAGAUAAAUUCUGUGUUCAUGUGGAACGAUCAGAAAAAGGACUGUCAGAUUCAGAAAACACACAAAAAAGUAAAAAAAAAAAAGACAAUUCUUCCAGCAGAACAGAAAGGAGGAAUAACUUUUGGCAUCUAAACAAAGGUAAGUGUAUUUAUAGUGCGCCAUCUAUGGGGAAACGCAACAAUUAUAGGGAAAAUAAAGCAAAUAAAGAUUAAUGUAUUCCCAUUUGGUGGGCUGGAUUAAAUAGUUUAAUGGACUGCAUAUGGCCCCCACGCCGCAGUUUGUCCUAUACCAUGCAAAAUCAAUUUAUUUAGCUUUUAAGUGCAUUAUUAUGUUCAAUAUUCGCUGUAAAGAACCCCAAAAUGAUAUUUUGAUAUGUUCAGGCAUUUCUGAGUAAUCCUCUAAAAACCUGUGCUGUGAGCACCAGCCCCUCCCAUAUCCAUGAAAACUAGCAGGUCCUAACGAGCUGAUGUCACAGACUGAGAACCGCCCCUUUCAGGAAGACUCUGCUCUGACAGCACCGCCCCCAGUCUAACACAAAUACAUACUUCACAGAGAACAGUGAUAGGUAAAUUGAUCUCAUUUUGUAUUCACAAUAUGCACAGCCAUCUUUGCAAAGUUUGGAUGUUGUUUGUUUUCAAGGGUGAUACACUUUGCUGAUGAAAUGGACAGUACCACAGGGAGUGAAAGGCGGAGCCUCGGAGAUCGAGGUGUGUUACUUAGGAAAAGAGUUCGCGAAAAUGACUCAUAUUUCACAAAUAUUUUUUUCCUUUGUGUGCUCAUAUAUGUAUUGUAUGAUCAUAUACAUGGAUAUAGUUUUCUCUAAGAGGCUUAAGAAAAGCAUGAAAUAGAACCUUUAAAAAACUGCUUUUAAAUUUAAACUCACUAAACUUACUCAAAUUAAACUAUUUUUCUUUUUUUAAAAGAUUUUCACUCACAAAAUUUGACCUGUUGCCUCAUUUGAAUGCACUUUUCUUUAGUUUCAAACAAAACCUUAACUUUGUUCUCAGUAUGAUCUCACAAUGGGACAGUCAGACAUUUAAAGUCCUACUCCUCUGAUCUAUUGUUAAUGUGUUAACUGUGGGUUU